AUCUACUCAAGACUGAUACUGAAACCUUGAACUGGAGGAGAUUGCCUGUUGAAAAAUUGAGACAUAGUCUGAAAUCUACUGUUGUUGGAAAAGAAAGUGAGAGCAAAACUAUAGACUGGUUCAGAGGUUUUAGACUAUAGUCACUAUGGUGGAUAAAAUAAAAUUUGAGGGAGAGUUUGAGCUGACAGAUGAGAUGAAGAAGCAGUUCGAUGAUGACGGCUUUAUUGUUGUCAAAGAUUUGCUGGAUAAAGAAGUAAUAGCACAGAUGUGGAAACUAUUUGAAGGGCCUGAUGGGAUCCUCAAACAUUCUUAUGAGACAACAGAGCCAGAUGGAAGGAAGAUUCUGCGUGUGAUGUAUCAGCAUGCAGGAACUGAUGUUAGCGGUAUGAUUUCCAGGUCAGAGAAGAUCGUAAACACUUGUGAAAAGUUACUGGGUGGAGAAGUUUAUCACUACCACGGAAAGUUUAUCUUAAAGAAUCCCAAGGAAGCUGGAAGUCAUGUCUGGCACCAGGACUAUGGAUAUUGGUACAGACAUAAUCUAUUCCCAGACAUGAUAACAGUAUGGAUGCCAAUGGACAAGGCAACAAGACAAAACAGCUGUCUACAGGUGUUGAAGGGUUCUCACAAAUGUGGCAGGAUAGAUCAUAUCCCUGGAAAAGGCACCAUGCAAACAGAGGCCGAUCUUGAUCGCAUAGAGGCUUUGAAGAAAGUUUGUCCUCAUCUGUAUUGUGAGAUGGAACCAGGAGAUGUGUUGUUUCAACAUUGUAACUUGUUACAUACCAGCAGCCCUAACGACAGUGACAUGAGGAGAUGGGCGUUUGUUGCCUGUUACAACAAGGCGAGCAAUGAUUCCUUCAUCAAACAUCAUCAUGCAAGCUAUACAAAACUUGAGAAGGUACCUAACUCUGCUAUCAAAGAAUGCAAGAAUUAUAAAGACUUCAGUGGGAAGGAGUUUACUGACCCAAUUACCAACAUGGAAGAUAGAAAGCACUUCCCUCCCAGCAGUGUACAGGGAUAAUUAAUGUGGAAGUUCUUCCCAUUAAUAAAACUAACAUUUUAUUGUAGUCUGCAUGAAGGAAAAAAAUAUGCUGAUCUGAUGUUUUGAAUACAGUGAAAUCAUUCAUAUUCAUGGGGGGUCAAUUUCCAUGGAUUUCAUGGUUUAGUCAGUCCAUGAAAUUAAAUUCCAACAAACAAGUAAAAUCCCAAUUUAUUUUAUGUUCAAAAGCAGAAUUCCAUGAAAACAUAUCCCUAGUAAAUAGCCAUUUUGGCAAAAACCCACGAAAUUUCUUGCACACGAAAAUAAACGAUUUCAAAGUACCCAGGACUUUUUCUUGGAUUAUAUUUGUACAGCUAUUCUCUAGACUGAAUAUAUAUGUAGAAUAUGUGCAGGUUGUAGAAAAUGAAAAUUUUAUUAAAUUGUUGUUGAGAUAUCAGUUUGCACAAUCUUUCCAAUUUAAAUGCCAAUUGUAAAUUUAUGAAAAUAUGCAUAAUUGAAAUAAAUCUGAAAUUUUCA
Messenger RNA from Mercenaria mercenaria, 1513 nucleotides. RefSeq names its product L-proline trans-4-hydroxylase-like. The transcript has 10 exons. NCBI's taxonomy places the organism in Eukaryota, Metazoa, Mollusca, Bivalvia, Venerida, Veneridae. The coding region runs from base 146 to 1018 and encodes 290 amino acids. The record is from RefSeq and is a predicted model, not a curated record.